AUGUCAAGAGUUCAAGCCAAUGUCAACCAAUUGAGAAGAGAUGGAGAACAAAUUAGUGACACCCGUAUAGUUGAGAAGAUUCUUCAUUCAUUAUAUUCAAAGUUUGAGUAUAUUGUUGUUGCUAUUGAAGAGUCUAAGGACCUGGACACUAUGACGGUUGAUCAACUUUCUGGAUCAUUGAAAGCUCAUGAUGAAAGAUUAAAGAAGAAAACUCAAGAACCAGUUGUGGAGAAAGUCUUACAAACGAAGCUCACUUGA
This is a messenger RNA of Prunus armeniaca (apricot), 258 nucleotides long. The record is from the annotation of a GenBank genome assembly. NCBI's taxonomy places the organism in Eukaryota, Viridiplantae, Streptophyta, Magnoliopsida, Rosales, Rosaceae.